AGGGCUUUUGGAUUUUGGAUGACGCUCCGCGUCACGUGUUCAUAGGAAAUACACUCGCUAUAAUUUUUUUUUUUGGAGCUCCCUCGUCCUGCACCGCCGACCAUAGUUGAUUUGCCCGUCUUCACACAGUGCCGCCGGAGGAGGUGUGGGAAGGUAACGCGAUGUAAUGUCCAUUGCCGUGGUCACCGACGGGUUCACGCCAGUUCACCGGGUUCACGCGAGGAGAGCUCCGACCCCCUGUCCGCCUCGUCUUCUCUCCAAGCUGCAACGAUCGGAGCUAAUCCAAUAUAAUUCAUUUAUAUAUUAAUGUCGGGUUCCAUUUUUCCCCGCCGACCGCUGAGGUUUCCCAGGAGCCGUUAAACUUGUCCAUGUGACAGGAGUCCCGACGUGGAAGAAGGCAUGAAGCAACACUGUGAUGUCAUAGUGGCUGGUCCAUGACACUAAACUCCAUUCAACCCUCUCCACUAUCCACCCGCCCUCCGUUCUCAUCACCCCGGACCGAGCGCUCGCUGCAUCAUUUACACACAGCUGCACCAUGGCCAGCAAAAGGAAAUCCACUGUGCCCUGCAUGAUACCAUCCAAGUCCAAACAUGUGCGUGAGGAAAUCAUACUGGGCUCGCUGCCAGAGCUCCUACCGACCAUCCCAGAGGACAGCAUACUCAGCAUCUCCGGAGAGGAGUCCGGCCAUUUCUCGCACGGCUCCUCCAAAUGCGAAGGCGGCAGCGAGACGCAGAAAGGAGGAACGUACAGCUGCCUGACCUGCCGCUUCGAGUCCAGAGAUCUCAACUACUUUCUGGAUCACAUGCACAACAGCCACUUAGACUUCAGGGCCCAGCCCACCUUCUACUGCCUGAACUGUGGGGUGUCGGUCGUCCGCUUCGAGGCUCUGGCGCUGCACAAUGCCAACACCCACCCCAAGAUAAUGGAGGGUCUGGUUACCGCCUCUCUGAGCGUCAACCGGCGAGACGGAGUGACGACCGUGGAGCAAAGCCUCUUUGCGGACGGCGGAGAAGACUGCCGAGAAUCCGGGAUCUCCCUCACUAAAACACCUAUCGCAAAGAUGAUGAAAGCCAAGGGGGAGCACAAAAAGAUAGUGGUUUCUCACACUGUGGAGGUACGGAAGAUAGACAAUGGAAAGGACGUGUACCCCAACAUGCUGACUAAUGUGCCUGAACUCCUAAACGGGGCUCUCAGCGUUUCUGGCGCCCCAGCUAUGCCGAGGACGGCGGUCACUCACGUGAUCACGUCCAACCAAGUCUUUCACCAGCACACUCCUUCCCUUUUCUCCCCCAACUCUUCGGACUCCAACAAAGAUCUUCCAAAAGUGAUGAUCCCUCUCAGCAGCAUCCCCACCUACGAUGCCGCCAUGGACACCAGCAGCUUUCUUAAGACAUCCUUUGGCAAGUUCCCCUACCCGACCAAAGCCGAGCUCUGCUACCUGACGGUAGUUUCCGAGUUCCCCGAAGAGCAGAUCAAACUCUGGUUUACCGCCCAAAGGCUGAAGCAGGGCAUUAGCUGGUCUCCGGAAGAGAUCGAAGAGGCCAGGAGGAAAAUGUUCAACACCGUUUUUCAGGGUGGAGAACCCCAAAAGCAACCCACGACACCACGGCAAGUCAACCACAUCGUCACCCACCACACCAUCAACGCUCACCCGGGCUCCAAAGGACCAAACUUUCAAAUGGCCAAAGUUCCGUAUGGCAGUAUGAAACCGAGGCCUGUUGGGGCAAUAGCCACGCAGGCCAGCAUGUCCACCAAUCCCCACGUCACCAGGGUCUCGUACUCGACUCCGAUCGGCCCCCCAAAGUUCCCGUCUGCUGCCAGGACGACACCGGUACCGGCGAAGAUCGCCGAAUCCACUGUGGAGCCGGACAAGAGCAACGGCAACGGCAACGGCCUGGACGCGGCGGCGGGCGGCGGCUGCGUCGGUAGCAGCAGCAGCAGCGGCCGCAGCUGCAGUAGCAGCAGCAGCUGCAGUAGCAGCAGCAGCAUUAGCAGCUAUUCCGCCAGCAGCAACAGCUUCGAGGCACCCCACCGGAAGCCGGCGCCCAACGGCAGUCCGGUCCACAGCGCCGCCGCUGGCCCCGCCGACAUCAGCAAUAACGACGGGCACCGCGAGGUCGACCCCGACCGCCAGGCCGACGACGGAAGCAACAGUUUACCAACCGGAUUGGAGGGAUCGGAGGGUUCGGAGGGUAUGGCAAGUCGGGCGGUCGGCGAAUGCCCAAGCACCAGCAAAUCAGCAAUCACCUGGAACGAUCACGACAGCGACAGCCCAACGGAGCCCAGCCAGGCCGAGAGGCCCGACCCCAGCGACGGCAGUAUUAGCGGCCAGCAGCCCGGUAACGACAGCGUUCCCAACCAGAAUCAUGCCAGCAACCCCUCCCCUGAAAGCACCAGCACCACCGUCAUCGCUAAAGGCAGCUCGUCCGUCAAGGAGGAGGGCAAAUGCAGUAAAGACUAUCCCAUCAAAGGCAUGUCCAUCCUACAGCAGCUCAUCAAAGAGGAGGACCCCUUUGUCGGGGACGGGGGCUGCCCGGAGCUCAAGCUGGACCCCAUAAAGAUCAACUUCAAGAGGCUGAAGAUGAGCGAGCCCGAGACGGCCUCCGAUACCCCGCGUCCGGAACACAAGCCCGAGGUGGACCAUCCCCCCUCCUUCUCACCCCCCUGGGGCGCCAAAACCCCCCAGCAGCUGCACGUCCUCCGGCAGGCCUUCUCCAGCGCCCGCUGGCCCAGCAGCCAGCAGUACGAGGAGCUGAGCGUCCAGACGGGCCUGCCCAAGCCCGAGGUGGUGCGCUGGUUCAGCGACAGCCGCUACAGCCACAAGAACGGCCAGCUGAAGUGGUUAGAGACUUACCGGCGGGCGCCAGAAGAGCCCGGGGCCGGCGGGGACCCGGAGGCCGAUCCGCCGAGAGAGCCGUCUAAGAAACCCGCCGAGCCGGACGCCGAUGAGUCCAGCACGGGUCAGCAGCGGGCGGCGUGGCAGGAUCCAUACCCUCCGCUGCUGGCUCUGGCCGAGUCGAAGGCCGGCGGCAACGGCGGCGCCGGGGGCAACGGCGAGUGCCGGCGCGCCGAGGAGCCCGUGCAGCUGGGAGUCCUGCACCACCCCUGGUCAGAGAGAGCAGAGUGCCAGCAGCCGGACGCAAGCCCGACGCUCAUGGAGACGCAGGCCGACGCCAAUCAGGCCAGGGAUCGCUUGAGGAUGGAGCUGCUGGAGGUGUGAUGAAGCAGGCCCGCUCUCGUCAGAGGAACGUGAUGUUUUAAAAAAAGAAAAAUACAAAAAAAAAGGCUGGCUCACCCUGCUGGCCAUCCUUAAACAAAAAAAAAAAAAAGUGUGUUCAUAAUGACAGCAGAUGUGAUUGUAGCUGGACCGCUGGACUCUGACUGUAACUGUGAAUACCCCCCACCCCCUCUUCUUCUUCCAUCUGUCAUCACUUCCUGCCAUCGUCAAAAGAAAGAACUUCUCACCUUUGAGUCCUGUGAUGUUUAAGCCUUUCAUGCUUCUUUGUGGUCGUGUGGGGAGGGUGCACAUCGAGGUCAGUACGAGGGAUCAAAGAAAAGACAGAAAAGACGCACACUGACUGGAAAACUGACUUGAAUGAGCGAAGAUAGGGUAGGACAGGGCCGGGAGAUUUUGUUUUUGGGCCGUAGGGAGACAUACAUAUAUAUAUAUAUAUAAAAAUAUAUAUAUAAAUGAUUGAAACUGCACUAUAAAAGAUGGUUUGUGCCGACUGGACAAACAAAAAGAUGUGUCGAGGAAAUGUUGUUGGCUUUGUGAUAUUUUUUACUUUUUUUUUUUUUUUUUAGCAACCAGUACUUCAGCACUGCCUUGAAUUUGACUUUUUUCCGUUAUUUGGUUUUUCAAUCUAUCUACUCUUCUGUAUUCACUGUAAGUCCAGAUGCAAUCAAACACGUUUUAUUUAGAUGUGUAUUGAUGUUGGUGAUCACUUUUGCAGUUCAGCUACACGCAAGAGACUAUAUACAAUGCACUAAUGAAGACAGCAAUGCUAAAAAUCACCCCUGCUUCACAGUACAAGUAUUGACCGCUCCGUCAGGAUCAAUACACUACACUGCCCUGCAAACAGAACAGAGAGAAGCCUGUCACGCUAACGUUGCCUUACUCAGCUCUGUCCGUGUGUUUCUAUGACCCAUCUGUCCGUCACCUCGCUUUCCAGCUACUGUGUGAAAGUAUCGAGAAAAAAAAAGAUAAUAAUAAUAAUACAUGCCAGUGCAUUGAUGGUCACUGUUGGUCUAUAUCUGUGAAACAAAACAAAAAAAAAAAAUCUUGUGCUGCUUUCUGUACACUUGGAGAUGUUUAACUUUAAGCUGUAAUUGUAUCAAAUAUAGUUAUUGGCAAAAAAUGUUAAGAGCGAAAUUAUCAAUUUGAUCCCUAGACACUGACAGAGUGAGAUGUUGUGCUAGCUAGAGAGCCAAAUGAGGAGACGUUUCCUCUCCUCUGAAUUUUCUUGUGUUUGUAUGAACAUACAGUCACUACAUGAAUCCUACUAAGCUGCAUCUUUGUCAAGCUGCUAAUAGCUAAGAACGGUGCUAUACCAUCCAAAGUGAUAUUGGAGCUCGAUCUCCUACCAGCAGUGUAUGCACUUGUGUCGAAUGUUACAAAUUUAUUUUGGUUUGAGGUAUAUGGAAUCUGGACUUACGGUGUUAAUGAUCACUUAAAAACUUUUAUGAAAUAGUCUGAUCAUAAAGCACUGUUGUAUCAUCCUUUCUACACUUCUGAAUCUUUACAGAAUAAACCGAAUACUCACCGAGC
Molecule: messenger RNA, 4768 nt
Organism: Menidia menidia (Atlantic silverside)
Lineage: Eukaryota; Metazoa; Chordata; Actinopteri; Atheriniformes; Atherinopsidae
Source: the annotation of a GenBank genome assembly